AUGGUGAUGGUGAUGAUGGUGAGGCUGAUGGAGGUAGUGAUGGUGGUCGUGAUGAUAGUCAUGGUGACGGUAGUCAUGGUGAUGCUGGUGACAGUGACAGUGAUGGUGAUGGUGAAGGAGGGAAGAGCCAGGAAAUGCUGCUCCACCGAGGACAUCAGACGCCCAGACGGAGUCACUUCCUGCCUCGGGGGGCCCUACUGGGAGGACUCAGGGAACCCGGUGAGACUGACAGGCUCCAGCUCGCCGUGCCAAGGGCAGCUGGAGGUCCUCCUCGGGCCCACGUGGCGCACAGUGUCUAGCUGGAGCUGGAGACAGAACCAGAACCGCUGGGAGGACCCCAAGAAGGCCUCGAAGCUCUGCCGGAGCCUGUCUUGCGGGGACGCCUUGGCCUUGGCCCACUUCCCUGACUUCAACAGUCCCCAGGCCCCGGUCACCUGCCAUGGCCACCUGGGGUCCUUCUCCAACUGCAGCUCCAGUGAGGCCACCCAGAGGAGCCCUCUGGGCCUGAUCUGCCUAGAGCCACAGAAGACAACAGCUCCUCCCACGAGCCCCCCACCCACCACCACUCCAGAGCCCACAGCUCCUCCCAGGCUGCAGCUGGUGGCCGGGCCCGGGGGCCUGCGCUGCGCCGGCGUGGUGGAGUUCUACUACGGCAGCCUGGGGGGGGCCAUCGGCUACGAGGCGCAGGACCAGGACGGGACCCAGGACCUGAAGAACCGCAUCUGUGCGGCCCUCCAGUGUGGCUCCUUCCUGAAGCAUCUGCCGGAGGCCCAAACGACCAGGACCCAAGAUCCAGGGGACAGCGAGCCCUUGCCCGUUCGAUGGAAGAUCCAGAACGCGAGCUGCGCCUCUCUGGAACAGUGCUUCGGAAAAGUCCCCCCCUAUGAGGGCGGCCAAGCUCUGGCCCUCGUCUGUUCUGGUUUCCAGCCCAAGGUGCAGAGCCGCCUGGUGGGGGGCAGCAGCUUGUGCGAAGGCUCCGUGGAGGUGCGCCAGGGCAAGCGGUGGGACGUCCUGUGCGACGUGCCCCGGGCCAAGGGCACAGCGCGGUGGGAGGAGGUGUGCCGGGAGCAGCAGUGCGGCAAAGUCAACUUCUACCGGGUGCUGGAUGCCGCCGAGAAGACCUCCCACGGCUUCUCCUGUCCGCAGGAGAAGCUGUCCCAGUGCCACCAGCUGCAAGAGAAAAAAGCCCACUGCAAGAGGGUGUUCGUCACGUGCCAGGACCCAAACCCGGCAGGCCUGGGCGCAGGCACCGUGGUGAGCAUCAUCCUAGCUCUUGUGCUCUUGGCAGUGCUGCUGGUCGUGUGCGGCCCUCACGCCUACAGGAAGCUGGUGAAGAAAUUCCGCCAGAAGAAACAGCGCCAGUGGAUUGGCCCCACAGGAAUGAACCAGAACAUGUCUUUCCAUCGCAACCACACGGCGACCGUCCGGUCCCAGGUUGAGAACCCCACGGUCUCAUCCGUGGAGAACGAAUACAGUCAGCCGCCCAGGAACUCCCACGUCUCUGCUCAUGCAGCUCUGGAAGGGGCCCUGCAUCGUGUUUCCACCCAGCCUGAUAAUUCCUCCGAUAGUGACUACGAUUUGCACGGGGCUCAGAGGCUGUGAAAGAACCAGGCACCAGGCACGAAACAUCAAGA
This is a messenger RNA of Neomonachus schauinslandi (Hawaiian monk seal), 1634 nucleotides long. It is a transcript of the gene CD5, whose product is annotated as CD5 molecule. The coding region runs from base 1 to 1602 and encodes 533 amino acids. NCBI's taxonomy places the organism in Eukaryota, Metazoa, Chordata, Mammalia, Carnivora, Phocidae. The record is from RefSeq and is a predicted model, not a curated record. The transcript is spliced from 11 exons. Gene Ontology annotation, cellular component: plasma membrane. Gene Ontology annotation, biological process: T cell costimulation.